CUACAGGCAGUAGAUACGGACAUCCCAGGCCUGUCAGUUCUUUAAGUUGCGGAGAGAAACUCCGGAGCCGAGUGGGGUAACUGGAUGCUUCUCCAAAUGGAGCAGGAAAAGUGGAGAUAGAUAAAAUAUUCAAACUUCACUCGACUAUCGAAGAGUGGCCAUGGGUGAUACGGAUGUGGAGCUCUCCCCGGCUCAGGCAGAGGAACUUCAGCAAAGCCCCUCCGCCUCAUCUACCUCCUCCUCCUCCUUGCCCUCCUCUCCCUCCUGCAAUCACCUCCUUCAGCCUGUCAGCCCUGGUAGCAGCGGGGGAAGCCCACGGGGUGGCAGCCCGCCCCUGGGCGUCAUUUCUGAAGGAGUGAGCGAGCUCAGCGUGGUCAUCGACCCCGAGGUGGCCAAGAAGGCCUGCCAGGAGGUCCUGCAGAAGGUCAAGCUCCUCAAGGUCGAGGGCGAGGGCGUGGGGGGAGGCACAGAGAAGGGUCUGGUCAAUGGCAGCGCCCACCCAGAGGCCAAAGAGGGUGGAGGGAGCAAACCUCCCAAAAUCCGGGAGGAAGAGGAGGAGCCCCUCCCGGGCACGGUGAAGAGCGCCCGCCGCCGGCAGAAGAACAACUCCUCCAAGCAGUCCUGGCUCCUGCGGCUCUUCGAGUCCAAGCUCUUCGACAUCUCCAUGGCCAUCUCCUACCUCUACAACUCCAAGGAGCCUGGCGUGCAGGCCUACAUCGGCAACCGCCUCUUCAGCUUCCGCUACGAGGACGUGGACUUCUACCUGCCCCAGCUCCUCAACAUGUACAUCCACAUGGAUGAGGACGUGGGCGACGCCAUCAAGCCCUACGUGGUGCACCGCUGCCGGCAGAGCAUCAGCUUCUCCCUGCAGUGCGCCUGGCUGCUGGGCGCCUACUCCUCCGACAUGCACAUCUCCACCCAGCGCCACUCGCGGGGCACCAAACUGCGCAAGCUCAUCCUCUCGGACGAGCUGAAGCCCGCCAGCCAGCGCCUGCGCCGGGAGCUGCCCCCGCCCCCCUGCCCGCCCCCCGUCCUCAGCCACGCCCACGCCGAGCACGGCCUCUCCCCUUCCAAGCGCACGCACCAGCGCUCCAAAUCGGACGCCACCGUCAGCAUCAGCCUCAGCAGCAACCUGAAGAGGACGGCCAGCAACCCCAAGGUGGAGAGCAGUCAGGAUGAGGGUUUGAGCUCCAGCACUGAGAGCCUUGACUCAGAGACUGGUACACCGGUGCGCUUGACCCCCCAACGAGAGUUCAUCAAGUCCCUGAUGGGCAUCGGGAAGCGUCUGGCCACCUUGCCUACCAAGGAGCAGAAGACCCAGCGGCUCAUUUCCGAGCUCUCCCUGCUGAACCACAAGCUGCCUGCCCGUGUCUGGCUGCCUACGGCCGCGUUCGACCACCACGUGGUGCGCGUGCCCCACACUCAGGCAGUGGUGCUCAACUCCAAGGACAAGGCACCGUACUUGAUCUAUGUGGAGGUGCUAGAGUGCGAGAACUUUGAGACGUCCAGCGUGCCGGUGCGAAUCCCGGAGACGCGUAUCCGCAGCACGCGCUCGGUGGAGAACCUUCCGGACUGCGGCAUCACGGCCGAGCAGCGUGCCAGCAGCUUCUCCACCGUGCCCAACUACGACAACGAUGACGAGGCCUGGUCUGUCGACGACAUAGGCGAGCUGCAGGUGGAGCUCCCAGAGAUCCACACCAACAGCUGUGACAACAUCUCCCAGUUCUCUGUGGACAGCAUCACCAGCCAGGAGAGCAAGGAGCCUGUGUUCAUCGCCGCAGGAGACAUCAGGCGGCGUCUGUCGGAGCAGCUGGCUCACACCCCCACCACGUUUAAGAGGGACCCAGAGGACCCCUCAGCUGUGGCCCUCAAGGAGCCCUGGCAGGAGAAGGUCCGGCGGAUAAGAGAAGGCUCUCCCUACGGCCAUCUGCCUAACUGGCGUCUGCUGUCAGUCAUUGUGAAGUGUGGGGAUGACCUUCGACAAGAGUUGCUGGCCUACCAAGUCCUGAAACAGCUACAGUCGAUCUGGGAGCAGGAGCGGGUUCCCCUCUGGAUCAAGCCCUACAAGAUACUGGUGAUCUCCUCGGACAGCGGCAUGAUCGAGCCGGUGGUCAACGCCGUGUCCAUCCAUCAGGUGAAGAAGCAGAGCCAGCUGUCGUUGCUGGACUACUUCCUGCAGGACCACGGCAACUACACCACCGAGGCCUUCCUCACCGCCCAGCGCAACUUUGUGCAGAGCUGCGCCGGCUACUGCCUCGUCUGUUACCUGCUGCAGGUCAAGGACAGGCACAAUGGGAACAUCUUGCUGGACUCGGAAGGCCACAUCAUCCACAUUGACUUUGGCUUCAUCCUCUCCAGCUCUCCCCGCAACCUGGGCUUUGAGACGUCAGCCUUCAAACUCACUAGCGAGUUUGUGGAUGUUAUGGGUGGCCUGGAUGGGGACAUGUUUAACUACUACAAGAUGCUGAUGCUGCAGGGUCUGAUUGCUGCACGGAAGCACAUGGAGAAAGUGGUCCAGAUUGUGGAGAUCAUGCAGCAAGGCUCACAGCUGCCCUGCUUCCACGGCUCCAGCACCAUACGUAACCUGAAGGAGCGCUUCCACAUGAACCUCACAGAGGAGCAGCUGCAAGUCCUGGUGGAGCAGAUGGUGGACGGGUCCAUGCGCUCCAUCACCACCAAGCUGUACGACGGCUUCCAGUACCUCACCAACGGCAUCAUGUGAACGAACACACACAUACACACACACAGGCGCACAGAACGGGACUCGCGUAGAGACCGAGACUGAAGCAGACUGAGGAGCACACGUCUUGUAAUGUCCGCGCCUCUGCUGUCACGACCUUGUGUGUGUUGUCCCUACCUGUGGACUGAUAUCGCUGGGCUUGCUCCUGGAUUUUUUUUUUUUUUUUUUUUAUACCUUGACGGAUGAAGCCCCAGCUUUGUAGUUCUCAUGUGUCUCCUUCCUCCGUGUUGACUCUUGGCCACAUCCCUUUACAUGCUUCCCCCCACCUGCAUUUUUUCCUUUGUCUUCAUUUAUUCUCACCCCCAGUUUUUAAUUUGUCCAGAUGCCGGGGGCUUUGGGGACACCCUUCCACUCUCAUGUACGACACCUGUCUGAUUUUUCCUACCCCAUUCACCUGCUAGCCGUGUUUCCUUUCCUGUCCGACCCCCUGCCUUUGAGGGCGUGUGUCUCUAAUGGAAUUCCUCCAUUGUGUACAUACUAUGCAUCAUCCCUGCAGGUGUGAAGGAUCGUUCCACACUGAUCCCAGGAAGGUUUACAACUGUAAAUCAAAGUCUUGCUGCGAUGCCAUGGAUCUGGACUGAGACUCAUUGUGACGUGAGAAGACCAUGGGCAGACUUAAAACACAGCAAGACUGCAGAAUUUCACUGGCUUCCCCUUAUUCAGGGUCCAGUAUUCACAACAAAUAUGGUCUGAGGGGUUCAAUGACAUCAGCACUGGCUUGACAGGUCCCAUCCAGUUCAGUGCAAGUCUUUGCUUUGAAUGUUCUACAGUAUUGUUAAAGCCUGCUUCAACAGUAGUGUGUCAGUGCUACAUUAAUUGGGGCAGACUGCAGGGUCUAAUGACAGUGGUCCUGUGUUGAUCUCAUAGAACUGGACUAGGGGUUUUGGGAGUAUAAUGUGAUAUGGGGCCAAAUAAGUAGACAUUAUUUAUUGCCCCCGUACAAAGCUUUACAAAAUAAUUAGAACACUUGCAGACAUCCUAUUGCGUAAUAGGCAUGAUGCAAAUGUAAGUAACAUUUCUAGUUUGUUGUAGAGUUUUUAAAAUGAGAAUGUGUUUUUAAGAUAUUAGAAGCACAAAGAAAAAUCCCUACAGUCCUUAAGCAUAGAUGUUUUAGUGGACUAAUUUUAUAAUACUGCACAUAGUAUACCACAGACAUUUUUGCGCAUUUCAGGUACGUAACAUCCCUCACUCAUGCUAAUUUUGCCCAUGUGUAUGCAUUAAUCAUAGUCAGUACCUGUUCAGGAAGUGUAAAUGAGAUUUUGGACAGUUCUAAAAUGUUGCAGUCAAAGUUCAGAACUCUCCCUCUGUUGGUGUUAUAUGGAAUGUGUAGCCGUGGUGGCCUGGUAUGCACAUCUACCCUGGGCUGUGACUUGCAGUCUGAUUUUAUGCUUCAAAGUCAAUGCUGGAAGAGGGGAGAGGUGUGGUUGUUUUUCCUGAACACACUGAUGUAUAAAGUCAGAUAUUGGAUGUCAGGUGCCUUGAAGAAGAAAAGGAACCUGGCUGCCCAGUCACACACUGAGCCACAUAAUUCAUUCCUGGCCAAUAAGCAGGGCCAGGUAAUUUGUCUUUCUUGAAAUAGCAGUGUGGAAGGGUAACAACAAAUCCUCCCCAACAUUUCGUGCACAUAAUCCCUAAAUUGGCAUAUUUCCUAAAGUGGCAAGAGGUAUUAAAACAAGUGAAGAAAUGCAUUUCAAGAUGAACUGCUGGGUGGGAAGGCAGUGUAAGAAGAGUUUCAAGAAUCUGUUGGGUUGAAAUUCUCUACACGUUUUACAGAAAUUCACUAACACAAUAGAGGCAAAUGUAUUUAAGAAGCCUUUUGGAAAUGCAAUGGCACAUCUGGAAAAGCAAGAUUCACUUUAAUACUUAAACCACUAAAAAAGAUGAUCAAAGACAGAAGCGCCUGAUGCUUGCGGAAGGUCAUCUGUACUCUGAAUGCAGAGUCAAACAACUGAGAAUUCUAUAUUAUAUGGCUGUCCCUUCUCUCCACCAGUUUUUUUUUAUUGUGACUUCGGUCGAGAUUGAGGUAUUUUCUCUAAAGAUUAGCUCAGUGUUUGCGGUGGGAGGCGAUGAACAUGUUUCUGUUCUCUUCAGAACUGAAUGAUCUUUGUCUGCUUGAUUGUUUUAUUUGUUCCUGGAACAAAAUUGUACCACCUGUCCCUGUCUGGUCACCUGUAUUGGUUUCUCCUUCACCACUCCACAAAUCUUAGCAGAGGCUCAGAGUCUUCUCCACUUUCCUUUACAAUGAAUCAGUGGGGGAUGAGCCUGCUGACAUCACUGCUUUCCUGUUUGUAACUUCCUCAGUUGCUCUAUUUUUACUUGUUUUCUUUGUUUCUUUGUCAGUUCCCAUCUCCCUGAUUAACUGUCUUUUAAUGGACCAGGUCUUACGAUCACGUGAAUGACCUCCCUUAACUUGUGAAUGUCUCUUUGUAUAAUAAAUUAAAUUUUCUUGUCUCAGUAUAGCUGUGCAAAAUAUUAACACAAUACAAAUGUGGCAUAAGGAACCCAGUUCAUAUGCAUGU
Molecule: messenger RNA, 5259 nt
Organism: Megalops cyprinoides (Indo-Pacific tarpon)
Lineage: Eukaryota; Metazoa; Chordata; Actinopteri; Elopiformes; Megalopidae
Gene: pi4kb
Product: phosphatidylinositol 4-kinase, catalytic, beta
Exons: 12
Coding region: 161-2722 (853 amino acids)
Biological process (GO): phosphatidylinositol-mediated signaling; phosphatidylinositol phosphate biosynthetic process
Cellular component (GO): cytoplasm; membrane
Molecular function (GO): 1-phosphatidylinositol 4-kinase activity
Source: RefSeq, a predicted model, not a curated record